AGGGCUCCCCACACGAGGUCCAGCAGGAGCCGCCGCCCGAUGUCGGAGGCCACCGCUGCCCCCGCGGGAUGCCAGGGGGGCGCCGCGGAGGCCUGCGGGGCCGCCUGCUCCGGCGCCGCGGCGCUCCGCCGCAUCACCGGCCUCCUUGCCGGGGCCCGCCGCGCAGACGCGCAGGGUGAGUACCGGCAGGCCUUCGACCAGUAUGCGGAGGCCCUGCGGGUGCAGAGGUCGCUCGCCUCGGCGCCCCUCGGCAGCAUCGGGAAGUCUCUGCGCGCCGUGGCCGUGAGGGUGGAGGGCCGGCUACAGCAGCUGCGCCAGCUGCUCGAGGGCGACACCAGGGUCGACGCCAGCUCCUGCAGCAGCGGCUCCAGGGGCAGCGCCGCGCCCGCCGCCGCUGGCGGUGCGGGUGGCUCCUGGGCCGCCGCGCGUGAGCUGCAGCUGCUGGGCACUGGCGCGGGGUCGCCGCGGCCCUCCGGGGUGGGCCAGCCUCCGGCCGCGCCGCGGCCCGCGACGGGGGUGUCCUUGCCGACCUCGGAGACCGGCCGGCCGGAAGAGCGGCCGCCGCCGAGCGCCCGGGGCCGCCCUCGGCCCGCGACGCGCGACGGCGGCCGCCCCACGACGCGCGACGGGGUGGCGCUGCCGCUGCCGCUGGAGGGCGGCAGGCGCCAGUCGCCGCCCGCGGAGAGCGCCCCGCGCCCAGCCACGCGCAGCGAGGCGCGCAGCGCCACCGCCUCGCACCAGCAGCUGUUCGGGCUUGACGGCAUGCGGCCGAGCACGCGCGAGGAAAGGAGGCUGCAGCAGAUGAUCGAGGGCGAGCCGCGACGCGCCCGACCGGGCUCGCCACGCAGGGAGUCCAAGGGCGAGUCCAAGGGUGCCGCGGCACGCCCCGGCACGAGGGACGGGGCACGGUCGCCCGCGCGGUCACGGCCAGAGCAGCGGCGGGGAGCGCACGACGUGGCCGUCCGGCAGGUCAAGGUGGGCAGAAAUCGUGCCCCCCGGCUGCCCGCCGACGUGGAGCCCUCCGUCAGCCCGAGCACGCCGCGCAGAGGUGCGUCUGGGAGCCCCUCGCUGGCGGGCACGGGCCGCUGGCGCACCGCCAGUGUGGGGGCCGCCGGGGAUGAGAGCGUGGACCUCCUGGAGUGAGAGGUGGCGUCAGCGUCCCAAAAGCGUGUCACCAUGUCCACUAUUUUUCUUCUUGUCCUUCUCGCUCUGUUGCUCCUUUUCCUCCUCAUCCUUCCG
Messenger RNA from Prorocentrum cordatum, 1239 nucleotides. NCBI's taxonomy places the organism in Eukaryota, Dinophyceae, Prorocentrales, Prorocentraceae. The record is from the annotation of a GenBank genome assembly.